Haliaeetus leucocephalus (bald eagle) is the source of this 2164-nucleotide messenger RNA. RefSeq names its product gamma-aminobutyric acid (GABA) A receptor, beta 3 (gene GABRB3). Gene Ontology annotation, molecular function: GABA-A receptor activity; neurotransmitter receptor activity; extracellular ligand-gated monoatomic ion channel activity. The record is from RefSeq and is a predicted model, not a curated record. The coding region runs from base 24 to 1355 and encodes 443 amino acids. Gene Ontology annotation, cellular component: neuron projection; synapse; GABA-A receptor complex. Gene Ontology annotation, biological process: regulation of membrane potential; chemical synaptic transmission; nervous system process. The transcript has 8 exons. NCBI's taxonomy places the organism in Eukaryota, Metazoa, Chordata, Aves, Accipitriformes, Accipitridae.
ACAGUGUGAACGAUCCCGGCAACAUGUCCUUCGUGAAAGAAACUGUGGAUAAAUUGUUAAAGGGCUACGACAUCCGCCUCCGGCCGGAUUUCGGAGGUCCGCCCGUCUGCGUGGGGAUGAACAUCGACAUCGCCAGCAUCGACAUGGUUUCCGAAGUCAACAUGGAUUACACUUUGACUAUGUAUUUUCAACAGUACUGGAGAGAUAAGAGGCUGGCUUACGCUGGCAUACCUCUCAACCUCACACUCGAUAACCGAGUGGCAGAUCAACUGUGGGUGCCUGACACUUACUUCUUAAAUGACAAGAAAUCAUUUGUACAUGGCGUUACCGUGAAGAAUCGAAUGAUUCGCCUUCACCCGGACGGAACGGUGCUUUACGGCCUCAGAAUCACAACCACUGCAGCUUGUAUGAUGGACUUGAGAAGAUACCCAUUGGAUGAACAAAACUGUACUCUGGAAAUAGAAAGCUACGGCUACACAACUGAUGACAUAGAGUUCUACUGGAGAGGUGGAGAUAAUGCAGUCACUGGCGUGGAGAGGAUUGAGCUUCCUCAGUUCUCCAUUGUGGAAUAUAGACUGGUGUCAAAGAAUGUUGUCUUUGCCACAGGUGCCUAUCCAAGACUCUCGCUGAGCUUCAGAUUGAAGAGAAACAUUGGAUACUUUAUUCUUCAAACCUACAUGCCCUCCAUACUGAUUACCAUUUUAUCAUGGGUGUCAUUCUGGAUCAAUUAUGAUGCAUCAGCAGCAAGAGUUGCCCUUGGAAUUACAACUGUGCUGACUAUGACAACAAUCAACACUCAUCUGCGAGAGACUUUGCCUAAAAUUCCAUAUGUUAAAGCCAUUGACAUGUAUCUCAUGGGCUGCUUUGUAUUUGUCUUCUUGGCCUUACUUGAAUACGCCUUUGUCAAUUACAUUUUCUUUGGAAAAGGCCCUCAAAGGCAGAAGAAGCUUGCAGAAAAAACAGCAAAGGCAAACAAUGAUCGCUCAAAGUUUGAAGGCAACCGGGUGGACACCCAUGGAAACAUUCUGCUAACAUCGCUUGAAAUUCACAAUGAGGUGGCAAGCAAUGAGGUUACCACCAGCGUUACGGAUGCCCGAAAUUCAACGAUAUCCUUUGACAACUCAGGAAUCCAGUACAGAAAACAAAGCUCACAUCGCGAAAGCCUUGGAAGGCGUUCGUCAGAAAGAACAGGCUCCCACAGCAAGAGAGGCCAUUUACGAAGAAGGUCUUCGCAACUGAAAAUAAAAAUCCCUGAUCUAACAGAUGUGAAUGCCAUCGACAGAUGGUCAAGAAUGGUGUUUCCAUUCACAUUUUCUCUUUUCAACUUAAUUUACUGGCUAUACUAUGUUAACUGAGUGACUGAACUUUUUUAAAGGACUUCAAUUAUAACAAGUGAAGUACUACUUGCCUGCAGAGUUUAUAUAUAUAUUUAUAUAUAAAAAUAUAUAUAUAUGAACUUUUACUACGUAGACCAUACUCAUGUAUGUGUGAAUACAUGUAGCAAAGAAUUGUGUGUACUUAAAAGCACAUACUGCAAAGCAAAAGUAUAUGUAUGCACACACACAUGUACACAUUCGUUCUGAGGUUAUGGACACUUUAACAUAGAAGGCACUUCAGAGGAACUUUUUAAAUCAAAAGGCAGGUGUCAUCAAAACAACGAGCCUUGAGAAAGUAAGUGUUGUGUAUUAUCACUACAAAACUUUGAUUGUCAUAGAAAUUUUCAAACAGCUGUAAUCGUGUAUAAAGUCAGUAUUUAGUAACAUUGUUUGUAAAUGCUGCCAUACACACUAAUCAUAAAGCAGUAGAGUUACACUGGUAAGUUUAAAAUAAGUCAUUUAUAUUGCAGAUCCAUCAACUAUGAUUUCAUCAAGCCAAAUUUAUUUUUCUUUGCUAAAAUUUCUUGGGUUUAUAUAUUUCAUUAUACAAUUUUUCCCAGUCCUUAAUGGGCAUAAUUUUUAAUGAUCUCUUGCUUUCUCUUCUGCAGUAAGCAAGCUGAUCAUGGGAGUGUUGCUCUAGGUCUUUGGAGACAUAUACAUGUUCAUAAUAUUUCAAACAAGCAUUUUAAGUGUCCAUCAACAGUGAAAUGAAACUUUUGUAAGUACUGUAAAUGCACAGCACGAUUUCCUUCCCUUGGACUGGCUCCCGCUGCCAUGUCAUUUUGAAA